Paraphaeosphaeria sporulosa is the source of this 1232-nucleotide messenger RNA. RefSeq lists its product as uncharacterized. The record is from RefSeq and is a predicted model, not a curated record. NCBI's taxonomy places the organism in Eukaryota, Fungi, Ascomycota, Dothideomycetes, Pleosporales, Didymosphaeriaceae. The transcript is spliced from 2 exons. Gene Ontology annotation, cellular component: nucleus. Bases 1 to 1227 code for a protein of 408 amino acids. Gene Ontology annotation, biological process: positive regulation of transcription by RNA polymerase II. Gene Ontology annotation, molecular function: DNA-binding transcription factor activity; transcription cis-regulatory region binding.
AUGAUAUCACCUGGCCACAAGCACAGCUCGCCGUCCUUGUCCCAGAAGAGGAGCCCCAACGAUAUCAAUCAUAUAUCCCCAUUCUCGAACUCUGCUUUUUCCGCGAACUCUUCGCUCUCCUUGAGCUGGCCUGUGAAAGACCCUUUCGAAGCUCGCCUGCUCCAUCAUUACAUAGUAGCCUGCAGCGACUGGAUUGAUGUAUGUGACUCGAGGCGGCACUUUACUCGCGAGGUUCCUAAACGCGCCGCACAUUUCCCGGUCAUCUUGAAUGCCAUUCUUGGCCUGGCGUCUCGGCACUUGUGGUUGAUCGAGAAGCUGGAGGAAGAUCACUCGCAGCCCUACGUUGAUCAAUGCCUCCAGUCACUCAUCAUUGCCUUAGAGGACCCCUUGGCCCACUGGGAUGAAAACUUCUUAGUCGCCGUCAUUUUGCUUCGUCUUCAUGAAGAGAUUGGGGAAGAUGACGAGCAGUGCCAUCAUUUCGGUACAGCCCGCAUCCUCAACUCCAUAUCUUCAUUCGCUGCCGAUGGCGGCCUACGCGAGUCCGCAAGCUGGGUCUCGCUCCGUCAGCAUAUCUACGUUUCUCUAACCAAACAACAACCCUUCAAUCUGAGUUUGGAUAAUUACAAACAUUCCUGCGUAUUCCGCGAGUACGACGACGAGGCCUGGGCAAACCGUAUCGUCUAUCAAUUUGCACUCAUACUCCAGCACGUAUUCGAAGACGCAGAGCAUACGAACGCGCUCUCGCGCGAGAAGUGGACGGAACUCAACGCAGACACGGACGAGUGGUACCGCACAAAGCCAUGGUCCUUUGCGCCUCUAUACUCUGACCCGAAAGCCGGAGACUCCUUUGAUGGAUCGUGGCCUGCUUUACCCACAUCACAAGGCGUCGUCGCCAUCGGUUUACAGUACUACCACCUUUGCAAGAUACUACUUACGAUCUACUCUCCAAACGCAUCUCUGGUCGGCCUCGCUGGAUUGCGCGCGAGGAAAUCUACAGACGCAGCGAUAAGAAAGCACAUACGGAUAAUUAUUGGCUAUGGUGUUAGCAAUAGUCACUGCAGUAAUGUCAUGUUCCAGGGGAGCCACAUACUUAGUGCUUGUGGGGCGUACAUAGUUGAUAAGGCGGAACAGCAGGCGUGUGUUGAGUACUUGACCAGCUUACAAAGAUUGAUAGGGUGGAGGACAGACAAGGUGUUGGCAGAAGUUCGCGAGCAGUGGGCAAGUUGAAAGAU